Chelmon rostratus (copperband butterflyfish) is the source of this 3571-nucleotide messenger RNA. It is a transcript of the gene intu, whose product is annotated as inturned planar cell polarity protein. Gene Ontology annotation, molecular function: protein binding. Gene Ontology annotation, biological process: establishment of planar polarity; cilium assembly; nervous system development. Bases 48 to 2939 code for a protein of 963 amino acids. The transcript has 17 exons. Gene Ontology annotation, cellular component: cytoplasm; cilium. NCBI's taxonomy places the organism in Eukaryota, Metazoa, Chordata, Actinopteri, Chaetodontiformes, Chaetodontidae. The record is from RefSeq and is a predicted model, not a curated record.
AGGCGCAUUUCGUGAUUGCGUUUGGAAUUAAAACGUCGUUUAACAAAAUGGCCUUCGCGAGUGCCCGCCAGUUUACCGGACAAACUCUUUUUAGCCGUCAAACGGAAGGAGGCGGCAGUGACUGUGAGUCUGCAUCGAGUUUCAACAGCUCCGACGACUCCAAUGACUUGGAACCAGAAUGGCUGGAUGACAUCCAGAAGAAUGGCGAGCUUUUCUACUUGGAGCUGAGUGAGGGCGAGGAAGAGGCUGCAUUGGCCCAAGCAACCAAUCAAGGAGUGUCCACUAAUCACGUUCGCUUUAGUGAAAAGGAGGCUGAGAUCAUCACAGAGCAGAAAAAGAAGCAGCGAUGCGGUUCAAGGGGCAAAGAUGAGCCCGCGCUAAAAAGGUUAGCCAGGAUCCUGAGGAGAAAACGCCGGCCAUCUCAGCGAAGAGGAGGAGGGAAAGAUGGGGGUAAAGACAACUCAACCUCAUCACCACCUCCAGCAUCCAUCCUGAAGAACCAGCCGGGUCAAAGGCAGGGCGUAACGGUUCAGCAGCAGCAGCUGAAAGAAGUGUGUGUCUACCUCAACCCUAAACGUCUUGGAGGUUCAUCAACACCUCUCUCUGACAGUGGAGGCCUGCUGGAAGCUCUGCUGGGGGUGGUGCAUCGCCCCUCCUGGAGCAGAGGACAUGGAGACCCUGCACUGGUCAGAAAGGAGGAAAGACUGACUGUUCAUGGAUUGAUACCCAACAGCCCGGCCAUCAAAUGUGGCCAAAUCCUAAUAGGUGAUGUGCUCGUAGCAGUGGACGAUGUGGACGUGACCUCGGAGAACAUUGAGAGGGUUCUGUCCUGCAUCCCGGGACCAACACAGGUGAGGCUGACCAUGGAGACAGUGGCUCUGGUGGAUGGCGGCAGCGUGAGCGACACUUCAUCAGUGCGUAAGACGAAGGCCUCUCCACCAGUCAGCCAGCUGGUGCGUUUGCUGUGGGGGGAAGACACAGCCGAACUUCAGAUGUCCAUAGGACACAUCCCGCACAUUGUGAUGUACCUCUCACUUAAACUGGACUCAGCAUCGCCACAGGAGGAGGAGGAGAUCUUGUACCAGUACCCGGUGUCUGAAGCAUCCAGCCAGCUGAAAGGAGUGAGGGGCAUCUUCCUCACGCUGUGUGACAUGCUGGAGAAUGUCACAGGAGGCCGGAUCAUCAGUUCAUCUCUCCUGCUCGGGAAACAUCUGGUACAUGUGGGCUACUGGAAGGAUAGCAGCAACCUGUUGGUCAUUGGUCUUCCUGCUGAGAGGGUUCCACUGCUGUACCUGCAGACGGUCGUGGGAGACGUGGUCCGGACAUUAAAAGUGAUGUACGGCUCCUUAGACAGGGCCUUCUGUAAGGCAGAAAACGCUCCCAGGCUGGACCAUUUCUUCUGCCUGUUCUUCCAGCAGCUCAUCCAGCCGUCUCGCUUGAGGGACGGCUCCUCAGCUCCCCCUCCCGACGUCUCAGGGACCCUCUUCCUCGACGGACUGCCGGCGGUCCGUUGGCUCACGCUGCCUCCAGAAAUCAAGGUGGAGGUGGACACUGUUCUCUCUGAUUUCGAGUCUUCUGAUUUUGGAGAAAUGUCUGAGGACUUUUUUGGCCUGAGGCGUCUGUAUGUAAUUCUUGGCUCCUGUUUGUUCUACAAGUCCUACCUGAUCGCCAACCAUCUGCCUAAAGAGGACCUGCUGGAUGUGUGCCUGUACUGCCAGCACUACUGCCUGCUGCCGCUGGCGUCCGAGCAGCGGGUGGGUCAGCUGGUCAUCUGGAGGGAGGUGUUCCCCCAGCAGAGAGCCAGCGGCAGCAGCGCAGCGCCAGGCUACGGCCAGCCGGAGGGACGACACUUCCUCCUCAUAGUGGGGCUGAGGCACUUCAUGCAGUGUGUGCUGUUGGAGGCAGGGGGCUGUGCUUCACCAGCUUUGGGUUCUCCAGGACCUGAUUGUGUUUACGUAGAUCAGGUGAAGGCCACCUUGCUGCAGCUGGAGGUGCUGGAGGCGGGCAUUGAGGAGCGUCUGAAUGCUCCACCUGCCCCAUGCCUGUCCUGUGCUGACUGGUUCCUCCCUGCGGCCACGGCCCGCGACCGCCUGGACAGCCUGGCCUCUUCCUCCCCCAUCUUCAGCAAGCUAGCCGGGGCAGUAAAGGGCUCCUCCACAGGCUCCAGAGGCCGCAGCCUGUUUGGGGAGAAAGCCCGGAGGUCCAGCCCACAGAGGAGCCUGUCGGACAGCGGGAGCGAGGGACAGAUGGAUGCAGGGUCAGGGUCUGGUUCGUCAAUGGCGCCAGGCCUCAGUCCACAUUCCACGCCGGACUCGGCAAGGAAGCUGGGGGGACGACGGGACUCGCUGGGGUCCGGAGGGUCUGAUGGGAGUGGAGGCAGCGGAGGCCUCUUCAAGCAGAUUCCCAGGAUGAAGCACCCAAACCCAUUCUACCUGGGCACCCUGAAGAAGACCCUGACUGAAAGGGAGACAGAGGACAUGUAUAACACCAUGAAACUGACCUCGGGAGCAGAGAACACUUUGUUUCACUAUGUCCUGAUGGAGAGGGUUCAGGGGAUCUUCAUCGCUCCUACUCACAGAGAGGUGGCUCAGCUCAGCGGCUCCAUUCACCCGCAGCUCAUCCGCAACUUCCACCACUGCUGCCUCUCCAUACGGGCCGCGUUUCAGCAGAGCCUGCCGGCCAGGGGUCGUCGGGCUGCAGACCGACCUCAGGGCGGUGGUUGGGGUCUGGGUCCAGUGAAGGAACACGGGGUUCUGUUCCAGUGUAAACCAGAGAACUGGACUGACCAGAGGAAACCUGCUCCAACCAUGACAUACUGGGUUAUAGGACGGAUGUUGCUCGAGCCCGUCCCUCAGGAAUUCUAUGUGUGUUUCCAUGACUCGGUGGCAGAGGUUCCUGUAGAGAUGGCCUUCAGACUCUCCUUUGGCCUGGCCUUGUGAUGAGUCGCUGUCUCCUAUUAGAUCAGCGUAAAUGACCGACACACAAACCACAACAUCUCUUCAACCGUUGAAGCAUCAGUUGAUUUCUCAGGAAACCAGUUCAAACUGAAAACCACCUGAGAGCAAAUGUGUGGAUUUUAUACCAUUUGUUCCCUGGGAUAACGUAAGAGCAACUACACAGUCUGAAUCUUACAGUGUGCCUCCAUUUUUCCGCAGAUAACAGCAGACCGUGGCCUUACAGCAGUGAUAAGCAAAUAGCAGGCUGACUGCUGGAUGUGGAGUUCAAACCAGGUCGUUUUUGUGCCUUGUUGCUCACCAGAAAUGUGUGUAAUUUCCUGUAAGUGUGUGUUUGUGUAGAUAGAAAGCUACUCAAGCAGUGAAUACCUCAGACACCUUAGUGUAAACGUCUGAUAAGAGCAGACAAAAACCUUCCAGUGAGAGCAGUCGCCCUGACAGUUUCCUGCCGUAAACUUUACUAAGCUGGACCAAUAAAAAUCAUGCUGCUGCUACACACAUCUCCAGUUCGACAGAUUAAGCAAAUAAGGUUGUAUUGAUAUUUUCACAAGUUGUAUGCAGUGUUGGAAAGGCAUUUCAUUUGUUACUUAAUUUAAGAUGUACAGUUUUGUAUGGAA